Messenger RNA from Durusdinium trenchii, 522 nucleotides. The record is from the annotation of a GenBank genome assembly. NCBI's taxonomy places the organism in Eukaryota, Dinophyceae, Suessiales, Symbiodiniaceae.
AUGGCAGCCAGAGAAGCUCAGCUUGGAGUUAGGCAUCCAAAGACACUGGAAGCGGUGAACAGUUUGGCACUUGUGUUGAAGAAGGAGGAGAAGUUGAAUGAAGCAGAAAGGCUUUGUCGAAAAGCACUGGUCGGUCGUGAGGCUGCACUUGGAGAAAUGCAUCCAGACACCCUGGUGUCAGCCAACAAUCUUGCAGCACUUCUGAUGCAACAGGGGGAUGUGACAUCUGCCGAGCAGCUCUAUGCACGAGUAAUGAAAGGCCGCGAGAUUCAGCUUGGAGUGGAGCAUCCAAGUACCUUGAUCUCCGUCAAUAACCUUGCCAGCCUUUAUUACUUUCAGGGGAAGCUGGAUGAGGCAGAGCCACUCCUGCGACGAGCCUUAACUGCUAAGGAGUUGCAGCUGGGUGGACGACAUCCGCAUACCCUCAUUGCAGUCCACAACUUGGCAUGUCUGUCGAGGGAUCGAGGCAAGCUGGAUGAAGCAGAGUCUCUUUUCAGAAAAGCCUUUGAAGGCCUGGUUUAG